This is a messenger RNA of Phragmites australis (common reed), 818 nucleotides long. RefSeq lists its product as uncharacterized. Gene Ontology annotation, biological process: negative regulation of DNA-templated transcription. The transcript is spliced from 2 exons. Lineage: Eukaryota; Viridiplantae; Streptophyta; Magnoliopsida; Poales; Poaceae. The record is from RefSeq and is a predicted model, not a curated record. Bases 19 to 627 code for a protein of 202 amino acids.
CCCAUUCCCGUCUGGGCAAUGCCGUCCUGUUGCUUGGAGUGCAAGCCAUGCAACGGCAUGCCCGCGCUCUUCAAGAGCCGGCACCCGACGCUCCAGCUUCGCCGUGCGUUAGGCAAGAUGAAGAAGGGCGCCAGCCGCCGCCGCGCCGGCAGCUCCGUCCGCGCGGUCUUCUGGCCGCUCAUGUCCAUUCGCUCCGACGUCGACGUCCGCAACGACGUCGCGGUCGACCGGCCGCCGAGCUCCUCCACCGAUGGCAGCGGCAGUGGCGCGCGCGUUCCGUCGCCGUCCCUCGAUAACGACACCCCCGGCGCGGCGUCCACGACGGCCGCGCGGGUGCUCACGCUGCAUGCCCGGCUAGGCGAAACCGCGGCGCCGCUGACGACCGUCGUCGGCGCUCGCGACGUCGACGACGUGGAGGAGGCGUGCAGGAGCUUCGAGAAGCACCUGAUAGAUAUGCUGGUGGAGGAGCGGAAGGUGAUGGACCUCACGGACGUGGAGGAGCUGCUCUGCUGCUGGGAGAAGCUCAGGUGCCCGGCGUUCGUGCAGCUCGUUGGCCGCUUCUACGGCGAGCUCUGCAUGGACCUCUUCUCCGGCGUGUCAUCUGAAUCAGAAGAUUUUACCAUUUGACUUCGCUGCUAGGCCUUUCUGCCAUGACAGGUGGGCCCGGCGUCGGAUAUUGAGCGCUCGAUGUUUUGCCAUUGCAUUUUGCCAUGGCUCUAGCUUGCAUGCGUACAGAUUCUGGAUACAAUCAAACGCAUGCAGCUAGCUGUCCUGUACUUUUUUUUUCUUUUGGUGUGUAAUGUUUCUUUCUGUAUGUA